AUGCCUAGUCUCAAGCAGAAUGCUCUCCGUAAAGAGUCGAAGAGCCCCAAGGCCCCCAAGACUACGAGACAAGGCAAACCCGCAGACAAUAUCGUUGACAUGACAGCGGGCGCCGACAAGGCCUCUGCCGUCGCCGACGACACGCAGCACAAGCCGCGCCGCACGCCUCGUCCUCGUCCUCAGCAUGCUACCCCCCUCGACACCACGGACGACGACGAAUACGACGACUGCUGGCUUGCAACGUACGAGGACCCUCAUCCCUCCGACCAGGUCGUUGAAGAAGACUGGGUCAGAGUCAAGAAGCCAGACUCAGGCCGCUAA
Messenger RNA from Colletotrichum destructivum, 321 nucleotides. RefSeq lists its product as uncharacterized. The record is from RefSeq and is a predicted model, not a curated record. The transcript has a single exon. Bases 1 to 321 code for a protein of 106 amino acids. NCBI's taxonomy places the organism in Eukaryota, Fungi, Ascomycota, Sordariomycetes, Glomerellales, Glomerellaceae.